Propithecus coquereli (Coquerel's sifaka) is the source of this 14473-nucleotide messenger RNA. It is a transcript of the gene FAT2, whose product is annotated as FAT atypical cadherin 2. Gene Ontology annotation, cellular component: plasma membrane; adherens junction. Gene Ontology annotation, molecular function: calcium ion binding. Gene Ontology annotation, biological process: homophilic cell-cell adhesion. The record is from RefSeq and is a predicted model, not a curated record. The transcript is spliced from 23 exons. NCBI's taxonomy places the organism in Eukaryota, Metazoa, Chordata, Mammalia, Primates, Indriidae. The coding region runs from base 9 to 13061 and encodes 4350 amino acids.
UUGUCACCAUGACUAUUGCCUUGCUGGGUUUUACCAUUUUUUUGCUCCAUUGUGUGACCUGUGAGAAGCCCCUAGAAGGGACCAUCUCCUCCCCAGCUUGGCACUUCACACACUCCCAUUACAACGCCACCAUCUAUGAAAACUCUGCUCCCAAGACCUACGUGGAGAGCUCUGAGAAGAUGGGCAUCUACCUCGCGGAGCCGCAGUGGGCAGUGAGGUACCGGAUCAUCUCUGGGGACGUGGCCAAUGUAUUUAAAACUGAGGAGUAUGUGGUGGGCAACUUCUGUUUCCUGAGAAUAAGGACAAAGAACAGCAACACUGCUCUUCUGAACAGGGAGGUGCGAGACAGCUACACCCUCAUCAUCCAAGCCACAGAGAAGACCCUGGAGUUUGAAGCUUUGACCCACGUGGUGGUCCAUGUCCUGGACCAGAACGACCUGAAGCCACUCUUCUCCCCACCUUCGUACAGAGUCACCAUCUCUGAUGACAUGCCCCUCAAGAGCCCCAUCUGCAAGGUGACUGCCACAGAUGCUGAUCUGGGCCAGAACGCUCAGUUCUAUUAUGCCCUUAACACAAGGUCAGAAAUGUUUGCCAUCCAUCCCACCAGCGGCGUGGUCACUGUGGCUGGGAAGCUCAACGUCACGCGGCGAGGGAAGUAUGAGCUCCAGGUGCUGGCUGUGGACCGCAUGCGGAAAAUCUCUGAAGGCAACGGGUUUGGCAACUUGGCUCCACUGCUCAUCCACGUGGAGCCUGCCCUCAGGAAGCCCCCGGCCAUUGUCUCCGUGGUGGUGACUCCACCAGACAGCAAUGAGGGCGCCACCUACGCCACUGUAGUGGUAGAUGCAAACAGCGCAGGAGCCGAAGUGCACUCGGUGGAAGUCGUUGGGGGUGACCCUGGAAAGCACUUCAAAGCCAUCAAGUCUUAUGCCCGGAGCAAUGAGUUCAGGCUGGUGUCCGUCAAAGACAUCAACUGGAUAGAGCACCUUCACGGGUUCAACCUCAGUCUCCAGGCCAGGAGCGGGAGCAGUCCUUUUCAUUCCCAGAUCAGGGGAUUUCACCUACCCGCUUCCAAACUGGCUUCCCUCAAAUUCGAGAAGGCCGUUUACAAAGUGCAGCUUAGUGAGUUUUCCCCUCCUGGCAGCCGCGUGGUGAUGGUGAGGGUCACCCCAGCCUUCUCCAACCUGCAGUAUGUUCUAAAGCCGUCCUCAGAGAAUGCAGGGUUUAAACUUAAUGCUCGCACUGGGCUGAUCACCACCACGAAGCUCAUGGACUUCCGUGACAGAGCCCGCUAUCAGCUACACAUCAGGACCUCACCUGGCCUGGCCUCCACCAUGGUGGUCAUUGACAUCGUGGACUGUAACAACCACGCCCCCACCUUCAACAGGUCUUCCUAUGAUGGCACCUUGGAUGAGAAUAUCCCUCCAGGCACCAGUGUUUUGACUGUUGCUGCCACUGACCGGGAUCACGGAGAAAACGGAUACAUCACCUAUUCCAUUGCAGCUCCAAAAGCUGUGCCCUUUUCCAUUGACCCGUACCUGGGGAUCAUCUCCACCUCCAAACCCAUGGACUAUGAGCUCAUGAAAAGAAUUUAUAACUUCCGGGUACGGGCAUCCGAUUGGGGAUCCCCUUUUCGCCGGGAGAAGGAAGUGUCCAUUUCUCUUCAGCUCAAAAACUUGAAUGACAACCAGCCUGUGUUUGAAGAAGUCAACUGCACGGGGUCCAUCCGCCAAGACUGGCCUGUGGGGAAGUCAGUGAUGACCAUGUCAGCCAUAGACGUGGAUGAGCUUCAGAAUCUAAAAUACGAAAUCUUGUCGGGUAAUGAGCUAGAGUAUUUUGAUCUAAAUCAUUUCUCUGGAGUGAUAUCCCUCAAACGCUCUUUUAUGAAUCUUACCGCUAGUCAACCCACCAGCUACUCCCUCAAAAUUACAGCCUCCGAUGGCAAAAACUAUGCCUCACCCACAACUUUGAAUGUUACUGUGGUGAAGGACCCUCGUUUUGAAGUUCCUGUAACAUGUGAUAAAACAGGGGUGUUGACACAGUUCACGAAGGCCAUCCUCCACUCUAUUGGCCUUCAGAACCAGGAGCCUGGUGACGAGGAAUUCAUUUCUUUAAGCACAUAUCAGAUUAAUCGUCAUACCCCCCAGUUUGAGGACCACUUCCCCCAAUCUAUUGAUGUCCUUGAAAAUGUUCCUGUCAAUACUCUCCUGUCCCGCCUAGCAGCCACUGACCCUGACACUGGCUUUAAUGGCAAACUGGUCUAUGUGGUUGCAGAUGGCAAUGAGGAGGGCUGCUUUGACAUUGAACUGGAGACGGGGCUGCUUACUGUAGCUGCUCCCUUGGACUAUGAAGCCACCAAGUUCUAUAUCCUCAAUGUAACAGUGUUUGACCUGGGCACGCCCCGGAAGUCCUCCUGGAAGCUGCUGACUGUGAAUGUGAAAGACUGGAAUGACAAUGCACCCAGAUUUCCUCCUGGUGGGUACCAGUUAACCAUCUCAGAGGACACAGAAGUUGGGACCACAAUUGCAGAGCUGAAAACAGAAGAUGCUGACUCAGAGGACAACGGGCGGGUUCGCUACACCCUGCUAAGCCCCACAGAGAAGUUCUCCCUCCACCCUCUCACCGGGGAGCUGGUUGUCACAGGCCACCUGGACCGGGAAUCAGAACCUCGGUAUGUACUCAAGGUGGAGGCCAGGGAUCAGCCCAGGAAGGGCCACCAGCUCUUCUCUGUCACUGACCUGAUAGUCACAUUGGAAGAUGCCAAUGACAACUCUCCCCAGUGCAUCACAGAACUCAGCAGGCUGAAGGUCCCAGAGGACCUGCCCCUGGGUACUAUCUUGACAUUUCUGGAUGCCUCUGAUCCUGACCUGGGCCCUGCGGGCGAAGUGCGAUAUGUCCUGUUGGAUGAUGCUCAUGGAACCUUCCGGGUAGACCUGAUGACUGGGGCGCUCAGUCUGGAGAGAGAGCUGGACUUUGAGAGGCAGACUGGGUACAAUCUGAGCCUGUGGGCCAGUGACAGUGGAAGACCCCUGGCCCGCAGGACCCUCUGCCACGUGGAGGUGAUCGUCCUGGAUGUGAAUGAGAAUCUCCAUCCUCCCCGCUUUGUCUCCUUCGUGCACCAGGGCCAGGUGCAAGAGAACAGCCCCCCGGGAACUCAGGUGCUGGUAGUGGCUGCCCACGAUGAUGACAGUGGCUUGGAUGGGGAGCUCCAGUACUUCCUGCGCGCUGGCACUGGUCUUGCAGCCUUCAGCAUCAACCAAGACACAGGGAUGAUUCAGACUCUGUCGCCCCUGGACCGAGAAUUCGCAUCCUACUACUGGUUGACAGUCCUGGCGGUGGACAGAGGUUCCGUACCCCUCUCUUCUGUAACUGAAGUCUACAUUGAGGUUACAGAUGUCAAUGACAACCCACCCCGGAUGUCCAGAGCUGUGUUCUACCCCUCCAUCUGGGAGGACGCGCCUGUGGGCACCUCUGUGCUUCAGCUGGAUGCCUGGGACCCGGACUCCAGCUCCGAAGGGAAGCUGACCUUCAACAUCACCAGUGGGAACCACAUGGGAUUCUUUGUUAUUCACCCUUUCACAGGUCUCCUAUCCACGUCCCGGCAGCUGGACAGAGAGAGCAAGGACGAACACAUCCUAGAGGUGAUUGUGCUGGACAAUGGGGAGCCCUUGCUGACGUCCACCUCCAGGGUGGUGGUGCGCAUCUUGGACGUCAAUGACAAUCCACCUAUGUUCUCCCACAAGCUCUUCAAAGUCCGCCUUCCAGAGAGGCUGAGCCCAGUGUUCCCUGGGCCUGUGUACAGGCUGGUGGCUUCGGACCCAGAUGAGGGUCUGAACGGCAAGGUCACCUACAAUAUUGAGGAAAGCGAUGAGGAGGGCUUCAGCAUCGACCCUGUCACGGGUGUGGUGUCAUCCAGCAGUACCUUUACAGCUGGAGAGUACAACAUCCUAACGAUCAAGGCAACAGACAGUGGGCAGCCCCCGCUCUCAGCCAGUGUCCGGCUGCACAUCGAGUGGAUCCCCCAGCCGCGGCCGUCCUCCAUCCCGCUGGCCUUUGACGAGACCCACUACAGCUUUACGGUCAUGGAGACGGACCCCGUGAACCACAUGGUGGGGGUCAUCAGCGUAGAGGGCCGACCCGGCCUCCUCUGGUUCAACAUCUCAGGUGGGGAUAAGGACAUGGACUUUGACAUUGAGAAGACCACGGGCAGCAUCGUCAUCGCCAGGCCCCUCGAUACGAGGAGGAGGUCGAGCUACAACUUGACCGUGGAGGUGACAGAUGGGUCCCGCACCAUUGCCACCCAGGUCUACAUCUUCAUGAUUGCCAACGUCAACCACCAUCGGCCCCAGUUUCUGGAGGCUCAUUAUGAGGUCAGAGUUCCCCAGGACACGCUGCCUGGGGUCGAGCUCCUCCGAGUCCAGGCCACGGAUCAAGACAAGGGCAAAGGUCUCAUCUACACCUUACAUGGCAGCCAAGACCCAAGAAGUGCCAACCUCUUCCAGCUGGACCCGAGCAGUGGUGUCCUGGUAACCGUAGGGAAACUGGACCUGGGCUCAGGGCCCUCCCAGCACACGCUGACAGUCAUGGUCAGAGACCAGGAGAUACCCAUCAAGAGGAACUUUGUGUGGGUGACCGUCCAUGUGGAGGAUGGAAACCUCCAUGCACCCCGCUUCACCCAGCUCCAUUAUGAGGCAAGCGUUCCUGACACCACAGCCCCCAGCACAGAGCUGCUCCAGGUCCGGGCCGUGGACACCGACAGGGGAGCCAAUGCUGAGGUCCACUACUCGCUCCUGAAAGGGAACAGCGAGGGUUUCUUCAACAUCGAUGCCCUACUAGGCGUCAUCACUCUAGCCCAGAAACUUGAUAGGGCAAAUCAUGCCCAGCAUACCCUGACAGUGAAGGCAGAAGAUCAAGGCUCCCCGCAGUGGCAUGACCUGGCUACGGUGACCAUUCAUGUCCACCCCUCUGAUAGCAGUGCUCCCAUCUUUUCAAAAACUGAGUACUUCGUGGAGAUCCCUGAAUCAAUCCCUAUUGGUUCCCCAAUUCUCCUUGUCUCUGCUACAAGCUCCUCUGAAAUUACCUAUGAGCUAAGAGAGGGAAACAAGGACGGUGUUUUCUCUAUGAACUCAUAUUCUGGCCUUAUUUCCACUCAGAAGAACUUGGACCAUGAGAAAAUCUCAUCUUACCAGCUGAAAAUCCGAGGCAGCAAUAUGGCGGGCACAUUUACUGAUGUCAUGGUACUUGUUGACAUAAUUGACGAAAAUGACAAUGCUCCCAUGUUCUUCAAGUCAACUUUUGUGGGCCAAAUUAGUGAAGCAGCUCCAUUGUACAGUAUGAUUAUGGAUAAAAACAACAAUCCCUUUGUGAUUCGUGCCUCUGACAGUGACAAGGAAGCUAAUUCCUUGUUGGUCUACAAAAUUUUGGAGCCAGAGACCUUGAAGUUUUUCAAAAUUGAUCCCAGCAUGGGAACCCUAACCAUUGUAUCAGAAAUGGAUUACGAGAGCGUGCCUUCUUUCCAAUUCAGCGUCUAUGUCCAUGACCAAGGAAACCCUAUCUUAUUUGCGCCCAGGCCUGCCCAGGUCAUCAUCAAUGUCAGAGAUGUGAAUGACUCUCCUCCCAGGUUCUUAGAACAGAUCUAUGAGGUAGCAGUGGUGGGGCCCAUCCACCUGGGCAUGCAGCUCCUCACGGUGCGGGCCAGCGACGAUGACUCGGAAGUCAAUUAUAGCAUCAAGACUGGCAAUGCUGAUGGAGCUGUGGCCAUUCACCCCAUCACUGGUAGCAUAUCCGUGCUGAAUCCUGCUUUCCUGGGACUCUCUCGGAAGCUCACCAUCAGGGCUUCUGAUGGUCUGUAUCAAGACACUGCACUGGUAAAAAUUUCUUUGACCCAAGUCCUUGACAAAAGCUUACAGUUCGACCAGGACGUCUAUAGGGCAACAGUGAAGGAGAACUUGCGGGACAAAAAGGCACUGGUGAUUCUUGGUGUCCAGGGCAAUCUCUUGAAUGACACCCUUUCCUACUUCCUCUUGAAUGGCACAGAUACGUUUCGUAUGGUCCAAUCAGCAGGUGUGUUGCAGACAAGAGGAGUGGCGUUUGACCGGGAGCAGCAGGACACUCACAAGCUGGCAGUGGAAGUAAGGGACAAUCGGACCCCUCAGCGGGUGGCUCAGGCUUUGGUCAGAGUCUCUGUUGAGGAUGUCAAUGACAAUCCUCCCAAAUUUAAGCAUCUGCCCUAUUACACAAUCAUCCAAGAUGGCACAGAGCCAGGAGAUGUCCUUUUUCAGGUGUCUGCCACUGAUGAGGACUUGGGGACAAAUGGGGCUGUGACAUAUGCAUUUGCAGAAGAUUACACAUAUUUCCGAAUCGACCCCUAUCUUGGGGACAUAUCACUCAAGAAACCCUUUGAUUAUCAAGCUUUAAAUAAAUAUCGCCUAAAAGUCAUUGCUCGGGAUGGAGGAACCCCAUCCCUCCAGACUGAGGAAGAGGUACUUGUCACUGUGAGAAACAAAUCUAACCCACUCUUUCAGAGUCCUUACUACAAAGUCAGAGUGCCUGAAAAUAUCACACUCUAUACCCCAAUUCUCCACACCCAGGCCCGGAGUCCAGAGGGCCUCCGGCUCAUCUACAACAUCGUGGAGGAAGAGCCCUUGACACUGUUCACCACUGACUUUAAGACUGGUGUCCUAUCUGUAACAGGGCCCUUGGACUAUGAGUCUAAGACCAAACACGUGUUCACAGUCAGAGCCACAGACACAGCUCUAGGGUCAUUUUCUGAAGCCACAGUGGAAGUCCUGGUGGAGGACAUCAAUGAUAACCCUCCCACAUUCUCCCAAUUAGUCUAUACCACUUCAGUCUCAGAAGGCUUGCCUGCUCAGACCCCUGUGAUUCAACUCUUGGCUUCUGACCAGGACUCAGGGCAGAACCGUGAUGUCUCUUAUCAGAUUGUGGAGGAUGGCUCAGAUGUUUCCAAAUUCUUCCAGAUCAAUGGGAGCACGGGGGAGAUGUCCACACUUCAAGAGCUGGAUUAUGAAGCCCAACAACACUUUCAUGUGAAAGUCAGGGCCAUGGAUAAAGGAGAUCCCCCACUCACUGGUGAAACUCUUGUGGUUGUCAAUGUGUCUGACAUCAAUGACAACCCCCCCGAGUUCAGACAACCUCAGUAUGAAGCCAAUGUCAGUGAGCUGGCAACCUGUGGUCACCUGGUUCUUAAGGUCCAAGCUCUUGACCCUGAUAGCAGGGACACCUCCCGCCUGGAGUACCUGAUUCUUUCUGGCAAUCAGGACAGGCACUUCUCCAUUAACAGCUCAUCAGGAAUAAUUUCUAUGUUCAACCUUUGCAAAAAGCACCUGGACUCUUCUUACAAUUUGAGGGUAGGUGCUUCUGAUGGAGUCUUCCGAGCUACUGUGCCUGUAUAUAUCAACACCACAAAUGCCAACAAGUACAGCCCAGAGUUCCAGCAGUAUGUUUAUGAGGCAGAAUUGGCAGAGAAUGCAAAGGUGGGAACCAAGGUGAUUGAGGUGCUAGCCAUAGACAAAGACAGUGGUCCCUAUGGCACUGUAGAUUAUACUAUCAUCAAUAAGCUAGCUGGUGAGAAGUUCUCCAUACACCCCAGUGGCCAGAUCACCACUCUGCAGAAACUGGAUCGGGAAAAUUCAACAGAAAGAGUCAUUGCUAUUAAGGUCAUGGCUCAGGAUGGAGGAGGAAGAGUGGCCUUCUGCACUGUGAAGAUCAUUCUCACAGAUGAAAAUGACAACCCCCCACAGUUCAAAGCAUCAGAGUACACCGUGUCGAUUCAAUCCAAUGUCAGUAAAGAUUCCCCAGUUAUCCAGGUGCUGGCCUAUGAUGCAGAUGAAGGUCAGAAUGCAGAUGUUACAUACUCAGUGGACUCAAUGGAGAACCUGGCUGAAGAGGUCAUUGCAGUUAACCCAAUCACUGGUGUGGUCAAGGUGAAAGGGAGCCUAGUGGGAUUGGAAAACCAGACUUUUAACUUCAAAAUCAAAGCCCAAGAUGGAGGCCCUCCUCACUGGGACUCUCUGGUGCCAGUAAGACUUCAGGUGGUUCCUAAUGAGGUAUCUUUGCCCAAAUUUUCUGAACCUCUGUAUACUUUCUCUGCAUCUGAAGACCUUCCAGAGGGGUCUGAAAUUGGGUCUGUUAAAGCAGUGGCAGCUCACGAUCCCGUCAUCUACAGUCUAGUGCAGGGCACCACACCAGAGAGCAACAAAGAUGGUGUCUUCUCCUUGGACCGAGACACCGGCGUCAUACAGGUGAGGAAGCCCAUGGACCAUGAGUCCAUCAAAUUGUACCAGAUUGAUGUGAUGGCACAUUGCCCCCAUAAAGACACUGACUUGGUGUCCUUGGUCUCUGUCAACAUCCAAGUGAAAGAUGUCAAUGACAAUAGGCCUAUAUUUGAGGCUGAUCCAUAUAAGGCUGUCCUCACUGAGAAUAUGCCAGUGGGGACCUCAGUCAUUCAAGUGACUGCCAUUGACCAGGACACUGGAAGAGAUGGCCGGGUGAGCUACAGGCUGUCACCAGACCCUGGUAACAAUGUUCAUGAGCUCUUUGCCAUUGACAGUGAGAGUGGCUGGAUCACCACACUCCAGGAACUAGAUUGUGAGACUCGCCAGACUUAUCAUUUUUAUGUGGUAGCUUAUGACCACGGACAGACCAUCCAGCUAUCUUCUCAGGCCCUGGUUGAGGUUUCCAUUACAGACGAGAAUGACAAUCCUCCCCGAUUUGCUUCUGAAAACUACAGAGGAUCUGUGGUUGAGAACAGUGAGCCUGGCGAACCUGUGGCCACUCUGAAGACCCUGGAUGCUGACAUCUCUGAGCAGAACAGACGAGUCACCUGCUACAUCACAGAGGGAGACCCCCUAGGCCAGUUUGGCAUCAGCCAAGUUGGGGAUGAGUGGAGGAUUUCCUCAAGGAAGACCCUGGACCGCGAGCACACGGCCAAGUACUUGCUCAGAAUCACGGCGUCCGAUGGCAAGUUCCAGGCUUCGGUCACCGUGGAGAUCUUUGUCCUAGACAUCAAUGAUAACAGCCCGCAGUGCUCACAGCUUCUCUAUACCGGCAAGGUCCGUGAGGAUGUAUUUCCAGGACACUUGAUUUUGAAGGUUUCUGCCACAGACUUGGACACCGACACCAAUGCUCAGAUCGCAUACUCUCUGCAUGGCCCCGGGGCACAUGAAUUCAAGCUGGAUCCUCAUACAGGGGAGCUGUCCACACUCACAGCCCUAGACCGCGAGAGGAAGGAUGUGUACAGCCUUGUUGCCAAGGCAACAGAUGGAGGUGGCCGCUCAUGCCAGGCAGAUGUGACUCUCCACGUGGAAGAUGUGAAUGACAACGCCCCACGGUUCUUCCCCAGCCACUGUGCUGUGGCUGUCUUUGACAACACCACAGUUAAGACCCCAGUAGCUGUGGUGUUUGCCCGGGAUCCUGACCAAGGCGCCAACGCUCAGGUGGUUUACUCUCUGGCGGACUCAGCCGAAGGCCACUUUUCCAUCGACGCCACCACGGGCGUGAUCCGCCUCGAGAAGCCGCUGCGGGUCACGCCACAGGCAGCGCUGGAGCUCACGGUCCGCGCCUCUGACCUGGGCACCCCGGUCCCGCUCUCCACGCUGGGCACCGUCACGGUCUCGGUGGUGGGCCUCGAUGACUACCUGCCAGUGUUCCUGAACACCGAGAACAGCGUGCAGGUGCCGGAGGACGCCCAGCUUGGCACGGAGGUGCUGCGGCUGGCCACCCUCACGCGCCCGGGCGCCGAGAACACCGGCUACCGCAUCGUCAGCGGGAACGAGCAGGGGCGGUUCCGCCUGGACGCCCGCACAGGGAUCCUGUACGUCAACAGGAGCCUGGACUUUGAGACAAGCCCCAAGUACUUCCUGUCCAUCGAGUGCAGUCGGAAGAGCUCUUCCUCCCUCAGUGACACGACCACAGUCGUGGUCAACAUCACCGAUGUCAACGAACACCGGCCCAGAUUCCUCCAGGAUCUGUACAGCGUGAGGGUCUCGGAGAAUGCCAUCGUGGGCGACGUCAUCCUCACGGUGUCGGCAACCGAUGAGGAUGGACCCCUAAAUAGCGCCAUUGCCUAUAGCCUGGUAGGAGGGAACCAGCUUGGGCACUUCACCAUCCACCCCAAGAAGGGGGAGCUACAGGUGGCCAAAGCCCUGGACUGGGAACAGACCUCCAGCUACUACCUGAGUCUCCGAGCCACAGACAGCGGGCAGCCCCCACUGCACGAGGACACAGACAUCACUAUCCAGGUGAUUGAUGUCAAUGAUAACCCACCGAGAUUCUUCCAGCUCAACUACAGCACCACUGUCCAGGAGUACUCCCCCAUAGGCAGCAAAGUCCUGCAGCUGAUCCUGAGUGACCCGGACUCCCCAGAGAACGGGCCCCCCUACUCGUUCCGAAUCACCAAGGGGAACAAUGGCUCUGCCUUCCGAGUGACCCCGGAUGGAUGGCUGGUGACUGCCGAGGGCCUGAGCAGGAGGGUGCAGGAAUGGUAUCAGCUUCAGAUCGAGGCGUCAGACAGCGGCGUCCCUCCCCUCUCGUCUUCCACAUCUGUCCUAGUCCACAUCACAGAGCAGAGCCACUACCCACCCUCCGCCCUCCCGCUGGAGAUCUUCAUCACCGUCGGGGAGGAGGAGUUCCAGGGCGGCAUGGUGGGUAAGAUCCAUGCCACAGACCGAGACCCUCAGGACACGCUGAGCUACAGCCUGGCAGGAGAGGAGGCCCUGGGCAGGCGCUUCUCAGUGGGAGCCUCCGAUGGCAAGAUUAUUGCCGCCCAGGGACUGCCUCACGGCCACUACUCGUUCAAUGUCACAGUCAGCGAUGGGACCUUCAGCACCACAGCUGGGGUCCACGUCCACGUGUGGCACCUGGAGCGGGAGGCUCUGCAGCAGGCCAUGUGGAUAGGCUUCCAGCAGCUCACCCCCGAGGAGCUGGUGAGCGACCACUGGCGGAACCUGCAGAGGUUCCUCAGCAACAAGCUGGACAUCAGACGGGCCAACAUCCACUUGGCCAGCCUUCAGCCUGCAGAGGCCGUGGCUGGUGUGGACGUGCUCCUGGUCUUUGAGAGGCAUUCCGGAACCUUCUACACGCUCCAAGAGCUGGCAUCCAUCAUCACUCGCUCAGCUAAGGAGAUGGAGCAUGCAGUGGGGGUUCAGAUGCGCUCAGCCAUGCCCGUGGUGCCCUGCCCUGGGCCAAGCUGCCAGGGUCAAAUCUGCCAAGACACAGUGCUCCUGGACCCCAAAGUUGGGCCCACGUACAGCACCGCCAGGCUGAGCAUCCUCACCCCGCGGCACCAGCUGCAGAGGAACUGCUCCUGCAAUGGUACUGCUGCCAGGCUCAGUGGUCAGAGCUAUGUGCGGUACAGGCCCCCAGAAGUUCGCAACUGGCACAUCCGUUUCUACCUGAAAACACUCCAGCCACAGGCCAUUCUCCUGUUCACCAAUGAGACAGCGUCGAUUUCCCUGAAGCUGGCCAAAGGGGUGCCCCAGCUGGAAUAUCACUGUUCAGGAGGUUACUAUGGAAACCUCUCCUCCCGGCGCCACGUGAAUGACCAAGAGUGGCACUCCAUCCUGGUGGAGCAGAUGGACACCUCCAUUCGCCUGUUGGUUGACAGCGUGGGCGACGCCUUCCUUGUGGUCCCAGAGAACUGCUGGAGUCCGAGGCCUGAAAGACACGUCUUGCUGGGCGGGCUCAUCCUCUCGCCUUCUUCCUCAAAUGUCUCCCAGGGCUUCGAAGGCUGCCUGGAUGCUGUAUUGGUCAACGGAGAGGCACUGGAGCUGCUGUCCCAGGGCAAGACAAUGGCAGGCCUGCUGGAGACACAGGCCCUGACCCAGUGCUGCCUCCACAGUGACGACUGUGUCCAGAACCCAUGUCUCAAUGGGGGGAAGUGCUCGCAGGCCCCCGGAGCAGGCUACACCUGCAGGUGUCCCCCCCAGUUCUCUGGGAAGCACUGUGAACGAGGAAGGGAGAACUGCACUUCUGCACCCUGCCUGGAAGGUGGAACUUGCAUCUCCUCCCCUGAAGGAGCUUCCUGUAACUGCCCCCACCCUUACACGGGCGACAGGUGUGAAAUGGAGGCACGGGGAUGCUCAGAAGGGCACUGCCUGGUCACUCCCGAGAUCACAAAGGGGGACUGGGGGCAGCAGGAGUUACUGAUCAUCGUGGUAGCCAUAGCACUCAUCGUCGUGAGCACCGCUGGGCUUCUCUUCUACUGCCGCCGCUGCAAGUCUCACAAGCCUGUGGCCAUGGAGGACCCGGACCUCUUGGCCAGGAGCAUUGGUGUUGACACCCAGCCCAUGCCUGCCAUCGAGCUCAACCCGUUGAGCACUGGCUCCUGCAACAACUUGAACCAACCGGAGCCCAACAAGACCUCCCUUCAGAAUGAGCUCGUCACGUUUGGACCCAACUCUAAGCAACGGCCGGUGGUCUGCAGCGUGCCUCCCAGACUCCCCCCUGCCGUGGCGCCUUCGCACUCCAGCAAUGAGUCCAUCAUCAAGAGAACCUGGUCAGGCGAGGAGAUGGCGUACCCAGGCAGAGCCAUGGUCUGGCCCCCUACCUACUCCAGGAAGGACGGCUGGGCAUACCCCCACUCUGCAGUGACCCAGGGCCCUCUGCCACCCUCGCCUCACCGCCACUCGACCCCAGCGGCGAUGCCAGAGCCUGCUGGCCUCUAUGGGGGCUUCCCCUUCCCCCUGGAGGUGGAGAACAAGCGAGCACCUCUCCCACCCCGUUACAGCAACCAGAACCUGGAAGACCUGAUGCCUUCACGGCCCCCCAGCCCCCGGGAGCGCCUGCUGGCCCCCUGUCUCAACGAGUACACAGCCGUCAGCUACUACCACUCACAGUUCCGGCAGGGCGGGGCCGGGCCCUGCCUGGCAGAGGGGGGCUACAAGGGGGUGAGCAUGCGGCUCAGCCGGGCUGGGCCCUCUUACGCUGACUGCGAGGCAGAGGGGGCGCCCCUAGGAGGCCGGGGCCAGCCCCGGGCACCCCCCAACUAUGAGGGCUCUGACAUGGUGGAGAGUGACUAUGGGAGCUGUGAGGAGGUCAUGUUCUAGCUCCCCGUUCUCAGAGCAGGGCAGGUGGGAGGCCAAGGACUUGGCACCUUCUUCCUGUCUUGUCGGCAGUGAGCUGAGUGUGGCUGGGAGAGUGGGAGGGAAGCCCCCACCCCCAGUCCAGGCUGCCAUCCCAUGAAAUGCGCUCUUCAGGUCCCCCAGCUAGUCCCUGAGGGUAGAGGGAAGCUGAGGGUGGAGCUCCAGAAACAGUAUGGGGGGGCCCCAGGAGAGGGGGAUGCAUAGAGCAGUUACCUGGAAAGCCAGGAGCACCCGACUCCCGGGGCGGGCGAGAGACAGGCCGUCUCCGGUCUGGCAGGCAGGGCCUGAACAGCUGUGCUCGUUCGUACACCUGCCCACAGCGCCAUCGUGGAGGCAGGCGGUUCGUGCCUGACAGGCAACCACUGCACCUGCCGCAGAGACGCGCUAGAGAGGGCCACUCCGUGUCCUCCGGGAGCUGAGAAGUAGGCAGCGGGUGAGCAGGCACAAAAGCCACCUGUGUGCUCUGCCUCUUUGGUACAUCUGUUUGUCAAGUGUCAGACAAUGCACUAGGCACCGGGGAUAAGGGCGACACCGGCUCUGGGAGUAUCACCUGGGCCUCGUCUCCCAGAGGUCCUGCUCCUCCAGCCCAGAUUCAGAGCAACUCACGCGCCUCUGGAAGUCACACGACUUUCCACCAGCCGGGGCCCGCCAGGAUUCUGCAUAGCCCCGAACCUUCUUUGUUAAAGAAUUCAGACCUCACGGAACUCUGGGUUCUUCACCCCCAGGUUCCCAGGCACUUUUGGCCAAAGGCAGGAAGGAAAUAAUUCUUCAUUUUGAAAAUUCUUAGGCACUUUUCGACCUUGCUGUCUGGAGGAGUUUCCGCAAAUGGACUUUUCUUUUCUGGACACAAGGAACUCAGAGCUUCCACUCGGGGCAGGGUGGAGGCAGGCAGAGGGACAGCGGAGUGUCCAGGCUGGACGCCCUGCCCUCUCCUGCCCCUACGGCUCAGACGCCUGCCAGUCAAGUGUUACCUGCAGUGACUCAGCCCUAUGCAUGGAGGGUCAAUGUGGGCACGUGUCUACACAUGUGGGUGCCCAUGGACAGUACGUGUGUACACAUGUGUAGAGUGUAUGUAGCGAGGAGUGGUGGAGACCAGGAGCCACUGUGGCUUCUGGUGGCCUCACACUUCCUCCCCCGGGUCCACUGCCUUUUCACGUGUGCUGUUUCUGGAGACAAAAGUCAAAGGGAAGAGCAAUGGAGACUCGCCCACAGGGCUGCUGCACAGCGCCAGGGAGCUGUGUGGGCGAGAGCCCGUUUGUGUGAGUGGCUUGCGGCUGUGCGCGUGACUGUGAGCGCAAGUGACAGGACGCAUGGUUUCAUUGGUCAUGUGAGUUGGGAUUUUUUUUUUUAACAAUAAAGUAUCUUUUUUACUGUUA